AUCUUACAGCAGUACACACUUCGAUAAAAUACACACAAUGGUAGGCACAAAGCUAGUAGCGCUUGGCUAUGUUGUCCUCUUGAGCAUUGGACUGACCAAUGCUACAAGGGUGGCCAGAUACUCCACUGGAAGUGCCAAGGGAACGGGAGGAGGAGGAGGAGAGGGUGGGGGAGCUGUGAGUGGUGGUGGGUCGGGUGCAGGAAGUGGAAUUGGGUCUGGUGUGAGUUCUAGUAGUGGUAGCGAUGCAAGCGGAGGAGGUGGAGGUGGCGGCGGAGGCGGUGGCCAAAAUGGUGGAACUGGAUAUGGUAGCGGGUCUGGCUCCGGCUCUGGUUCUAGUCAAUAUAGUCAAGGAUCUUCAUAUCCUUAUGGUGGUGGAUAUGGUGGAUAUACUAGCGCAGGCGGUUCCGGUGGCGGCGGUGGUGGAGGGCAAGCUAGUGGUUAUCGAGGAUCUAGUGGAUAUGGGGCUGGUAGUGGCACUGGUUCCGGCUCUGCAACUGCUACCAACUAUUGGUAUAGACAAGGUAGUACAAACGUAGAUGCUGGUGGAAAUGGUGGUGGCGAUGGCGGAGGAAGAAAUGGUGGGAGUGGUGACAUCCCGUCCACGUCCUCACCGUCGUCGAUCGCCCGCGUCGAUCUCGUCACUGGCACCCCCGUGAACCUGACCUUGAAAGCGGCGCUCGACUCUGUUGUACCUCCUCGAGCUGAGGAAACUUUCCAUUGCCGUCCGAUUCGACAUGAUUAUGAUAUUGUGACGGUGGAUGAAAUAAUGGAGGGAUUUGAGGAGUUGGCACUUGACUACCCUACAGGUGAAGGGGAGAUUCAUUUGGAAAAUUCUCUAAGGUCUAUAUGUCUAGGAGUACAUCAAGCUCCCAAACUGGACGCCUUAGCAGACUGA
Messenger RNA from Hordeum vulgare subsp. vulgare (domesticated barley), 895 nucleotides. Its product is annotated as putative glycine-rich cell wall structural protein 1. The transcript has 3 exons. The coding region runs from base 38 to 895 and encodes 285 amino acids. The record is from RefSeq and is a predicted model, not a curated record. Lineage: Eukaryota; Viridiplantae; Streptophyta; Magnoliopsida; Poales; Poaceae.